UGAUCGAUGUAGGAGCUAAACCACUUUUUCAUGCACAGAACUUUCUCCAUCACAUCUUUUCAGUGAGAGGAUGUCCAUCUGAAAUAAAACCCUCAUGUGCUUGGUUAAAUUCUUAAUUUGGAGUUUUCGUAUGUUUGGAUUUACUUGUUGAGGAAUGUGAAAUCUGGUGGCUGUGGUUUGACUGAGUGCACCGACUCUCCACCUCUUCUGAAUAAUGCCUCGUUCGUUCUUGGUAAAGCGAGGAGGGCUGCACCACCUUCGCCCCACAGCAAGCAGCCCAUGCCCAGGAACCACCCCAGUAACAUUCAGACAACUGGAAAAAGAAGGGGUCCUGAAAGAGCAGGGGUCCUGGGAUACACCCCUGGAGUAUUCCUCCACAAACAGACAGGAUAUUUAUAACCCCGUGGCGACUAAUGCACCAUCGUCACAGCAAUGUCCCCCUCCUGCCCUUCACUCUCAUGCAAACAGUCUCCUUCCGCCGUGCAGUCCCAGAUCUCAUGGCUGCAGAGCUGCUGACCUUUGCAGCCCUACCAAUUUAAAUGCAUCUUGCCCGACUGAGAAAGCCGGAUCUCCCCCUGUUUCGUCAGCGCCGUGGUUCAGGCCCACUGCAAGCUCACUGUCAGCGGGGAUGGGAGAGUUGAUUGAGCACCCACGGGUCCUGAGAGAGGCCAAAGGCAGUGGCAGCGCUAAGAUCGGUGCUCCUGGGGAAGAGUGUCCCAUCUGUGGCAAAAUGUUUCCGUCUCUGUCAAGUCUAAAGUGUCACAUUCGUAAGAGUCAUGGAGGCACCAAGACCAGGAGGACGGACGCUGAACAGCCAACAUGCAAGGGCAAGGAGAGGACAUUUGGCUGCAAGGUGUGUGGCAAAGUGUUCAAGCGCUCCUCCACCCUCUCUACUCAUCUGCUCAUACACUCCGACAUCAGGCCUUACUCCUGCGAGUACUGUGGCAAGAGGUUCCACCAGAAGUCUGACAUGAAGAAACACACCUUCAUACACACCGGUGAGAAGCCUCAUGUGUGCCAAGUCUGCGGCAAGGCCUUCAGCCAGAGCUCCAACCUCAUCACCCACAGUCGUAAACACAAGGAGGACCGGCCCUACAGCUGCCCUCGCUGCCUCUACGGCUUCCAGCGCAAAGUGGACCUGAGGCAGCACCAGGAGCAACACUGUGCUCACCGCUGACUCUGCCACAACGAGCCAAAGUCAGCCUCUGGCUUUGUUCAGGAUCAGAGAGUGGAAACACAUUCAGGAGAUAAAACUGCUUGUUACUUUCUUACCAUGGAAAUCAGCUGAAAUAAACUCUUCAUCCCAGAGCAAUCCUCACCAAGGCAUGUGCUUGUGUAUAUUUAUAUUUAAGACUUUGCGGACAGCAUUUACAAAAAUCCUAACCCUUGGACCAAAAGCAGCCAGCCAAAAACACCCAGGAGUCAAAUAAUAUUAAAUUAUGGCAUGUUUUGGCAAGGAGACCCUAUCUGGGGUAAUUUCACCCUUAAACAAUGUGUCUACCUUGGGCCUGAUUUUGGCAUGGCCAAAAUCUGAUGGGGUUCCUAAACGAAAUACUCAGUAACAGCAGACUAGAGUCCUAUAUCUUUGUUUACAAGUACUUGUGUAUGUUUUCCAGAAACUGCUUGUCUCACUCUCACAUAACUUGUCCGUACAUAUGUAGGCAGAGCUGUGAUCAUGUGGCGCCAGAGCUGUGAAGUUAAACUGCAAGUGAACUUUCAUUUUCCCUCUCAGACUCAGAGAAAGAGAGAAUAACAUAAACCAGACAGUGCGUAAAUGCUAACUUGUGUCAUCUCUUUCAGUUUGAGUUUUAGACUCCCGCAGCUUCUGCUCUGCGGAUCCACAUCAGUGCAGUUAAAUACAGAGAAAUAUGGUGAAAAUAAUGCCUUUUAAGCAAAUGAACAGAGUGAAAGUCUGCACAGAGCCUAAUAAAUCAGGAAAUCUUUUUUGUGUCUUUUUU
Messenger RNA from Myripristis murdjan (pinecone soldierfish), 1958 nucleotides. Its product is annotated as zinc finger protein Gfi-1b-like. Gene Ontology annotation, biological process: regulation of transcription by RNA polymerase II. The transcript has 6 exons. NCBI's taxonomy places the organism in Eukaryota, Metazoa, Chordata, Actinopteri, Holocentriformes, Holocentridae. Bases 215 to 1177 code for a protein of 320 amino acids. The record is from RefSeq and is a predicted model, not a curated record. Gene Ontology annotation, molecular function: DNA-binding transcription factor activity, RNA polymerase II-specific; RNA polymerase II cis-regulatory region sequence-specific DNA binding.